AUGCCACGUCCCUGCAGCGAGGUCCUCGCGCAAGCACUGUCUCCCUACGGGAAGGUGCCGCACAUCAGCAGAGGACUUAUGGGAUCGCGCCUGACCAUGAACACUGGGACGCGAUACGUUCGAAGGGAAAUGAAGACCUCGUUGCCUGUGCCCAACUACCUCAAGGUCGCAGGCCAUCCAGUCACGGAACCACAGGUCGAGCCCCCGCCAAACAAGGCAGCUCUCGGCGAACGCGUCGCAGAUAGCAACGCGAUAUCUGACACUCACCCCAUGGCUGCCCAGUCCUCUGUUAGUCCUCCUGUCACUGAGGAGACUCUGCCCCAAGAUGACAAAGCUUCCGUCUACGAGGACUCAAGCAGCACGGCAAGAAAUAGAAAACACGAAGGACACAGUGGGGAUCAAAACUCGGGUCCCCGCGCGCCAGCCGAGCGCCUAGUUCACCUGGACUUAAAGGGCGCGCCGCCUAAGGCAUCCUACUUGAUCUCGCUCAUCCCCAUCCUCAAGAGUCUCGGCGCCACGGGCCUGUUGUUGGAGUACGAGGACACCUUCCCGUUCGUCGGUGAGCCGCUGCACGUCCUCGCCUCGCCGCGGGCCUACACCCGCCAGGAACUGCGCGCCGUCCUGGACACUGCUAAAGCGUACGACCUGACUGUGGUGCCACUGAUCAACACCUUUGACAACAUUGAGUACAUCCUCCAGCACCCUCAGUUCGCCAAGUACCGCGACAGCCCUAACGUACCUGGCACGCUGUGUCCCUCAAACCUCGCCGGAGUCAAACUCAUACAAGACGUCCUGGAUCAGAUCCUCAACUUCCACCACGCCAAGGAGCUCUACUACGUGCACAUCGGAUGCGGAGACGUGGCCUCACUUGGUCUCUGCGGGCGGUGUACCGCGAGGCGUUUCGACCCUGCUCGUCUGGACGAAUCCCGUUCAGGAGGUCGGUUUGGCCUCUACGACAAGUACAUGCUCUACAUGUCAACUGACGUGGAAUUCAGCGGAUGGCUCAACUUCGCGUCGCGCUUCGGUGACUCACUGUGGAUUGCUACCUCGUUCAAGGACGUUGGCGAAGCUGUGGUCACUUACCCGCGACUGAAGGAGCGAGCGCAAAGUCACGUUACGUGGGUGGGUGCCAUGAAUGAGUGGAAAGAUCACGUCCGCUUCCCCGGUGUUGCCCUAAUGGGUCCUCAAAGAACGAGGCACGACUCGCCACUGCGCGAACUGCUUCCCACCAGCUUGCCAUCACUGGCUGUCUGCUUAGAUGUAGUUCGUAAGUCUGGUCAGCUGCCUACUCUCAGCACCAGAUCAUCAUCGAUCGAGCAGAUUCUCAAGUGCCACCGCACCAUCGACCUGAACAUUGAUUUCAGGAUGCAAGGCGUGAACUGCAAGUUUCCAGGAGCGGCUAUUGUCGACGAGCUGCAAAGCUUGGAGAUGCUGAAGCACCACCUGGAUCUUUUGCCGUACUUGCCCAUUUGCAAACCGAGCUUCGAGAAGUCCGAGAACGACAGCAAGGAGUGUGUCAGGAAUCUCCAUUCUCAGAUGGUAGAACUUUCGGUGCUGAACUCAACCCUCCGAACGGCUCUCCGGGAGGUCUAUAGCAAGGACGUAUCCGAUGAAUACGCGACCGAUAAACUCGGUCCUGUAAUAGCGGAUAUAAAGCGAAAGCAAGAGCUCCUGGACUCUACUGGCUCGCUUCGUGUCCUCCGCUCGACGGUGGGAGCAAGGUACAGGAAGAGGAAGUGGCCGAGCAGAUCUCGUGCUGAUAGUGACUAG
Messenger RNA from Rhipicephalus microplus (southern cattle tick), 1770 nucleotides. Its product is annotated as hexosaminidase D. Gene Ontology annotation, molecular function: hexosaminidase activity. Lineage: Eukaryota; Metazoa; Arthropoda; Arachnida; Ixodida; Ixodidae. The record is from RefSeq and is a predicted model, not a curated record.